GCCCAGGCCAUGUGAGAACACAGACAGAAAUGAACUUGCCCCAGGCCCAGGCAGAGAGCAGACGGCGGGGGUAGCCAGGCCGGGUGAGGGGAUGGCGGGUAGGGACUGGCAGGGCACGGCCCCCCAGCAGUGUGUGUGCAUGUCUGCAGCAAGGGUGGCUGCUUGGGGGUGUGGCUGUGUCGUGUACGCGGAGCACAUCUAGGUGAGCACCACGGGGAGGUCCAACCAGAGCGGUAGGUGGGGGAGGAGAAAGAGGGUGGGGUGUUCUUGGCUCCCACAGGCCCCCAGGAAGGAAGUCACUUACUGGGGUGCAAUUAGCCCUGCCCAGCCUCUGGCCCGCACUCUCCCUCCCUGUCCGUCAUCUCCGGACAGCGGCUGCCCUAAAGAGGAGGGGUGUACCCCAGCUUUGACCCCAAAGAGGGACAGGGCGGAGCCUGGUCUCAGUUUCUCCAGUCACAGGGCCCCUGUGCCGAGAACCUGGGCCACCAGGCUGGCCCCUGAGUGGAGGCUACGUUCACUGUCGCCAGGCGCAGAGGACACUCGUGGCCACCCCACUAUGUUUUUGGCGUCUACCACCUCCGCAGUGCCUGGGCCCCUCUCCCUGCUCAGCAACAGCAGCCAGGAGCAGCCCCUGGAUGCCCGGGACCCACUGCUAGCGCGGGCUGAGCUGGCCCUGCUGUCCACUGUCUUUGUGGCUGUGGCUGUGGGCAACGGCCUGGUCCUGGGGGCCCUGGUCAGGCGGGGCCGGCAUGGACGCUGGGCGCCCAUGCACGUCUUCAUCGGCCACUUGUGCCUGGCUGACCUGGCAGUGGCUCUGUUUCAAGUGCUGCCCCAGCUGGCCUGGGACGCCACCGACCGCUUCCGAGGCCCCGAUGCCCUGUGCCGGGCUGUCAAGUACCUGCAGAUGGUAGGCAUGUAUGCCUCCUCCUACAUGAUCCUGGCCAUGACGCUAGACCGUCACCGCGCCAUCUGCCGCCCCAUGCUGGCCUACCGCCACGGGGGCGGGGCUCGCUGGAACAAGCCGGUGCUGGUGGCCUGGGCCUUCUCACUGCUCCUCAGCCUGCCACAGCUCUUCAUCUUUGCCCGGCGCGACGUGGGGGACGGCAGCGGGGUCUUCGACUGCUGGGCACGCUUUGCAGAGCCUUGGGGCCUCCGUGCCUAUGUCACCUGGAUCACCCUGAUGGUGUUCGUGGCGCCAGCCCUAGGCAUCGCUGCCUGCCAAGUUCUCAUCUUCCGGGAGAUCCAUGCCAGCCUGGUGCCAGAGCCAUCUGAGAGGGGGUGCCGCAGAGGGCACCGGACAGGCAGCACCAGAGAGGGUGCACAUGUGUCGGCAGCCAUGGCCAAGACCGUGAGGAUGACACUGGUGAUCGUGAUCGUCUAUGUGCUGUGCUGGGCGCCUUUCUUCCUCGUGCAGCUGUGGGCGGCGUGGGACCCCCAGGCGCCUCGGGAAAGUGGCCCCCCUUCGUGCUGCUCAUGCUGCUGGCCAGCCUCAACAGCUGCACCAACCCCUGGAUCUACGCAUCCUUCAGCAGCAGUGUGUCAUCGGAGCUGCGCAGCCUGCUCUGCUGUGUCCGGGGCUGUGCCCCGCCUGGCCUGGGGCCCCAGGAUGAAUCCUGCACCACCGCCAGCUCCUCCCUGGCCAGGGAAGCUUCCUCCUGAGGAGUCAGUGGGUGCUGGACUUCUAGGCCCCCAAAGCUCAGCUGCCUGCCUGGGGCUGGCCCCAGGGCCCUGUUGCUGCCACACAGUGUGGCCCUGGCCCGAACCCCUUUUGGCCUUACUGACCCCGAGUGCACAAGGAGGCCUUGGGGCUCCAAGACUGUGAGGGGCCCCUUAGGUGAGCUCCUUCAUGCAGGCUAUGGGGACAGAUGGGGGUCUCGGGUGGCAGGUGACAAGGGCAAAUGCCUCCGUGGAGCCUUUGACAUAGAGGUUCACAGGAGCCAGACAGGGAGGACCUCUCUGUCUGUACCUCCCUAGUCCUUCCCUUCUCUGUCCCUUAUUAAAAUCACAGUUCAUUUUUCCAUACCA
Messenger RNA from Chinchilla lanigera (long-tailed chinchilla), 2025 nucleotides. RefSeq names its product arginine vasopressin receptor 2 (gene Avpr2). Gene Ontology annotation, cellular component: membrane. Gene Ontology annotation, biological process: G protein-coupled receptor signaling pathway; positive regulation of vasoconstriction; regulation of systemic arterial blood pressure by vasopressin. The record is from RefSeq and is a predicted model, not a curated record. The transcript has 4 exons. Gene Ontology annotation, molecular function: peptide binding; vasopressin receptor activity. Bases 557 to 1822 code for a protein of 421 amino acids. NCBI's taxonomy places the organism in Eukaryota, Metazoa, Chordata, Mammalia, Rodentia, Chinchillidae.